Panicum virgatum (switchgrass) is the source of this 1151-nucleotide messenger RNA. RefSeq lists its product as uncharacterized. NCBI's taxonomy places the organism in Eukaryota, Viridiplantae, Streptophyta, Magnoliopsida, Poales, Poaceae. The coding region runs from base 323 to 1024 and encodes 233 amino acids. The transcript has 3 exons. The record is from RefSeq and is a predicted model, not a curated record.
GCCAACAUACAGUCCGUUCGGCGGCCGGGGCGUUCGUCGCCAUGUCUCGUGUUCCUGUGAUAGUUCGUCGUCGGUUCCAACACUCCUCAGCCGACCGGCGUCGGAAGUGAGGUGUGCCGGCCCUGCCGGAAGCGUCAACUCGCCGCACUUAGCUGAUGAGGCAGGGCAGCAUCCAGGCAAGGGUGGCCUGGGAUGAUUACGGAUACAUGCAAGAAGUGUACAGCCAUAAUCCGAUGGAAAUCGCUCCAGCAUUCCAUCCCCAGCAGCAGCAGCAGACACCUCAUCAGGGCGUGGGCAUAGCCAUGUCCGGGCGGGGCGGUCGAUGCUGCCUGCAGCGCCGCCAUUCACGCACCCUACCUACCCCACUCCUGCGGAACCGCAUCCUCCAUCGCCGGUCCCGGUCGUCGCCGGCUACCUCAUGGCGCCGACGCGGUGGUCCUCCGCGUCGUCGUCUCAAGGUCAAGGCACAGAUACAACAUCCACCUCCACCAUCCGCCGGUGGAUGGCCGUCGAUGACGGUGUCACGACGACGAGCGAUCUGGUGGGUUUUCCUCCCUCCCGUUCUUCCUUCACCGCCACCGGUUGGCACGGCGAGAGUGCUCCUCAGCCGACCGGCGUCGGAAGUGAGGUGGUGCCGGAAGCGUCGUCGACUCGCCGCAGUGACCUGAUGAGGCCAAAGGGCAGCAACCAGGCAAGGGCAGCCUGGGAUGUUUGCAGAUGCAUGGAAGAAGAAGUGUACCGCCAUAAUCCGGUGGAAAUUGCUCCAGUGCAUGCAAUCCAACCCCAGCGGCAGCCACGGCCACCAGCUGCUAUUGUGACAAACACAUUACCAGAGCAAGGUUAUUCAAGCCAUGUUCCCACAGAACCUGCAGUGUCCACCCGUUUCGAUUAUCAGGCCACGCCAUAUAUAACAAAGUCAACGACGACUACAAAAAUGGAAGGAGGUCGUGCAACCUGGAGGUGGCGUCCUUUCAUGUGUUCGGGUUGCUACGUGAGCUAUUCCUAUUUUUUCUCCAUGAGCUGAGCGGAGGCGGCCCUCGUGUGCACCUGAGAAAAUGGGCGUGUUGUUACUACUACACUACUAGGUUUUGUGCUGGAAAUCUGGAAUAGCGGUUGUUAUAUGGAAAAUGAGCACGUGGCAGUUUGAUUUC